AUGUCGUGUCAAAACUCCAUAGAGACUAUUCCAAAGAUUCUAGAGCAGUCGCUAAUACCUCAGUAUGCAAAAGAGGCGGAGAGGUCAUUGCGCAGCAUUGAAACCGAACCGGGGUUUUCGAUAAAUCUCCUUCAUGUGAUUGCCUCGACGAAUCUCGCCAUGCCCGUGAGGCUAGCAGGAGCAUUAUACUUCAAGAAUCUUGUCAAGCGGAAAUGGAUCACCCAGGACGGGUCAAACUACUUGCUUCCCCUCGAGGACGUGAUUCAGAUUAAGAAUGAAAUCAUCGACGUGAUGAUCAAGUUCCCGAUGCAGCUUCAAAUCCAAAUUGGCGAAGCAAUAACCUUGAUUGCCGAAUGCGAUUUCCCUCACAACUGGCCCAAUUUGAUCGAUAUUCUCGUGGGCAAACUUUCACCGACGGAUUGGAUCUCCAAUAAGGCCAUCUUGCUCGUUUCGCAUUCUAUAUUCAAGAAAUGGAGACCCUUGUUCAGAUCAGAUGAGUUGUUCUUGGAGAUCAAAUUGGUCUUGGACAAAUUUGUCGAGCCAUUUUUGCAGUUAUUGACGGAAUUGGAUGGCUUGAUCGAUAAGCUGAAGGACAGCGAGGCCGAAUUGGUUAUUUAUUUUGAUAAUUUGCUCUUGUUGAUGCAAAUUUACUACGACUUCAAUUGUCAAGAUAUACCGGAGUUCUUUGAAGAUCACAUGAAUGAGUUGAUGGCAAUUGUUCACAAGUUUUUGGUAUACGAUAACCCGUUGUUGUUGGAUAAGGACGAAGACGAUGAGGUGAGCGUGUUGAUCAAAGUUAAAACCUCGAUUAUCGAAUUGUUGUCGUUGUACGUGACAAGGUACGCAGAUGUGUUUGAGCCGCUCAUACAAACAUUCAUCACAUCCGUUUGGGACUUGAUCAAUAAUUUUGCCACGAGACAGUCCAAAUUCGACUUACUCGUGGUCAAGGCUUUGCAAUUUCUCACGUCGGUGGCCAAGAUCACCGCUUACCAAUCUUUGUUCCAAAGCGAGCGGUCAGUUAAUGAAAUUAUCGAAAAAAUCAUACUACCAAAUAUCAUGUUGAGGGAAAAAGACGAGGAAAUGUUUGAAGACGAGCCAAUUCUAUACGUUAGAUCCGAUGUUGAAGGUUCGGACUUUGACUCGCGAAGGAAAAGUGCCACAGAUUUUCUCCGAGAAAUGAAAGAGUUAAACAGUGAAUUGUUGACUAGCACGGUUAUGAAAUACGUCACCCAGUUUUUGAGUCAUUCGAAUAAUGACUGGAAAAACAAGGACACGGCCAUUUACUUGUUUAGUUCGUUGGCUACAAAGGGUAAUGUCACCAACAUUGGAGUCACGGCAACAAACGUGUUGGUGGACGUGGUCAAGUUUUUUUCAGACAAUGUUGCCCAUGAUUUGGAGUCGCCGGAGGUUCAUCCGAUUUUACAAGUCGAUGCCAUCAAAUACAUCUACAUAUUCAGGAAUCAACUCACCAAGGAGCAGCUCAUUGCAACAAUGCCGCGGUUAAUCAACCACCUCAACGACAAGGCCAACGUUGUUGUUUACACGUAUGCGGCAAUCACCAUUGAAAAGUUGCUUUCAAUGACCAAUUUCAGUCAAGACCACCAACCAGUUUUCAACAAGAUGGAUAUUGAACCGUUUGUCAUGCUGCUAUUGACCAACUUGUUCAAUUUGAUCUUGAUCAAUGGCGAUGCAUCGCCUGAAAAGCUAGCUGAGAAUGAGUUUUUGGUCAAAUGCAUCAUGCGGAUCUUAAACACCUGUGAGGACUCUUUUUCCGAACGAGUGGUGAUUAUUGAUCAGUUGUUGCGCAUCCUUAAAAUCACGGCAAAAAAUCCAUCAAACCCCAAGUUUUCCCACUAUGUCUUUGAGUCCCUUGGCUUGCUAAUCAAGUUUGGCGUGCAGCAGAACCCGGCAAAUAUCAACGAGUACAUGGAGCACAUUGUGCCCGGCUUGCUAAACAUCUUGGGUGAGGACGUCCAAGAGUUUGUGCCGUACACUUUCCAGAUCUUGGCUUUUUUGUUGGAAAACUACCCCAAGGCCGGAGGAUUGCCAGAAACAUACAAGAGUCUCAUUCAACCGUUGAUGUCCCCUUCAAUAUGGCAAUUCAAGGGCAACAUUCCUGGCGUGACAAGAUUACUAAUCUCGAUAUUGGACCACGAUCCCACGUAUUUUGUCAAGUCCGACCACUUGGUGCCGUUACUCGGAGUUUUCCAGAACCUUAUUGCCAGCAAAACCAACGACUUGCAUGGCUUUGACUUGAUCCAAAGCAUACUCUUAACGGUGCCCAUUCAAUCGCUACAGCCAUACUUGAGCAACGUUGCGAGACUAAUGAUGAGCAGGUUGCAAAAGUCUAGAACAGACAAGUUUGUUAAGAGAAUAGUGGUGUUUCUUAAUGCCUUGACGUGCGCCAACUCGAGCAAACACAAGUUUACCAAUAGUGACGCUUUAAGCGGCGGUGACUUUAUCAUACAAUUUAUCGACUCUGUGCAAGCAGGUUUGUUUGGCCAGAUUUGGACGUCAUUCAUCUUGCCCACUUCGUCCGUUUUGGCAAACUUGCAAGACAAGAAGAUUGUCAAUAUCGGCAUCAGUGUGGUUUUGACCAAUUCCAACUUUGUAUCCACAUACCCGGAUUUGGUUGUACCCACCGUUGAAAAACUCGCCAGCAAUUUAGAGACUUAUGAAGGUAUUUCCAAGGGCAACAGCACGACUGCAUUCAAUGGAGCUGCGUCGUCAUUCGUUACUGGCCCAGCUUUAGGGGGAAUAAAUGAACUCGACGCCGAUUUCACCUCGUUCGGAUCCAAUUUCUCCAAGAUUGUCUGCAUUGCCAACACACCAUUCGACCCGCUUUCCGAGAUCAGAAACAAUGAUUUCGCCUCUAUCAAACUGACCAUUCUUGCAAAUAUCAAAAAGGUGGAAGUGUCGAUUUUGCAGCAAUUGAACGGCGAGGCGCAGAAGAAAUUGACACAGUUGGGAUUGUAA
Messenger RNA from Lodderomyces beijingensis, 2976 nucleotides. The record is from the annotation of a GenBank genome assembly. Lineage: Eukaryota; Fungi; Ascomycota; Pichiomycetes; Serinales; Debaryomycetaceae.